CGACUGUUCCACAGUCAGCAUGGAGGCCAUGGCCAAGCGCCACCUCGUCCGGCCCCGACUCAGCGCCUCCCCCAACCGCUCCGGGCCCUGGCGACAUAGCUCUGGCGCCCAUUCCAGCGCGGGCCCUAGCGAGACCUCCCGAACCGAGUGUUUGGGAGCUCGGGGGCGGGGGCGCCCAGCAGGAACCCCCCCCCCCCCCGCUCCCUUCCAUUGCUGCGGCCCCGCCCGGGCGCGCACCACCAGAUCCCGAGCUCCCCACCCGCUGCAGCCCGGCCGGGGGCGGUGCGCAGACGGCUGGGACUCCCUCCAGCUCCGCGCCGGCAGCUCCGCGGCCAUGGGGGCGCGGCUGGGCCGGCGGACAGGACCCGAGGCGGGCUCGGAAGCCGGGGCGGCGGCGGGGUGCGGGCCCGCGCCCUUUGAGCGCCGGGUGCGCUGGCUCCGCGAGAUCCAGUCCAUGCUCCGUGAGCGGCGGCCCGAGCGCGCCCGGCAGCUACUGCGCCUCCUGCGCCAGGACCUGGGCCUCGAGGGGACCCUCCUCACCGACAUCCUCUACAGGAAUGUGGCCUUCCUCAAUCUGGUGGACCCCAUCUCCCAUGACCUGCUUGUGAACCUGGCCCGGGACCUGCAGUGCCCCAAAACGGACUAUGAGCUCUGGAAAUCCUCAGAUAAGAUCUGCCGCCAGCUCAUCUACCACCUCACCCCUCACUCCAAGCGGCAGCGAGGGUCCAGCCUGCCCCGGAGGAAGACUCAGAGCUGCCUCAAGAACAGUCUCCAGAUGACUCAGCUGGCAGGGGAGACCGUGAACCUCUCGGGGAUCCCACUAUCCGCACGGGACGUGCAACACAUUACCCGCUACCUGCGAAGCCAGGGAGCCGGUCUUACGGUGCUGGACCUGAGCUUCACGGGGCUGAGUGAUGAGCUCUUGCGCCUGCUGCUGCCCAGCCUCUGGUCACUGCCCCACCUCACCCAGCUCCUGCUCAACGGCAACAGGCUGACAAGGGCCACUGCGCGCGAGCUCACCGAGGCCAUCAAGGACUCUGCCAAGUUCCCCGCGCUGGCCUGGGUGGACCUGGGCAACAACGUGGACGUGGCCUCCUUGCCCCAGCCCCUGCUGGUUGGCCUGCGCCGGCGGCUCAGCCAGCGCACCUCACUCCCCACCAUCUACGAGGGCCUGGACCUUGAGCCUGAGGGUGGCGUGUCUGGGGCCAGCUCUGCUGCCUCCACCUGGGGUUCUGCAGCCACUGGGCCAGGGUCUGAGCCCCAGGCCUGCUGCACGAGGUGACCCACCAUCCAUCUCCCACCAGAAGGCCAAUGCUCCUAGGCACGGGGGAUGGGGGCGAUGGAGGCCCUCCAGGCCUCCAGGGAUCCAGCGUAUGUGCUCGGCCUGGGAUGGAGUGUCAGGCUUCUCUCAGCAGGGAGCACCCAGCACCUGCUGGGCCCAUCCUGCAGUAAAUGGUGAUGCCCUCUUCUGCCUCAGCCUUUCUGCACCGUGGACCUCAGGGCCACUUAGUGCCAGCCAUGCUUUUGGAGUUGGGAGAAGGGGUGGCCAAAGUGUCACCUGAAAGAGAGGGACCGAGCUCACACUGACUUCCUCCAGGUGCUCCCUGGGCAGACACCCAGGUGUGGGGUUGGGUCCAUCUGUGGGCUGGGGAGUUAGAGGAGGCCGCCAGGGACCUGACCAUCACAUCUGUGUGGGGCCUGGAGAGGAGCAAGUGGGGAGGCCACAGAGGGGCAAAGCUCAGAAUAGAGCCCCACAGUAAUCUUGUGCCUGAGCCCAGGACCCCCGGGGCUGAGGACAAGACUACACUGAUAGGAGGCAAGGUUCAUCCCCCGCAGGUUGCGUGCUGCCCACCACCCCUAGUACCAACCCACAAGGCUCCCUGUACCUAGUGGGUAACUCUGUGGGGUUAGAAGAUACCUGAGACCAGAGACAAAGAGUUUGUGUGUUCCCUCCAGGGCCUGAAGGCCCAUGUGCACAGUCCUUCCCUCUGGUAGACCCCAAGAAAGCGCGCAGGAGGUGGAGGUGGGCCCAACCAGGAGCAAGAGAUAGGGGGUGGAGUGUUCCUAGGGUUGCCCCAGGGGUAGCUGUUCCCAGCAGGAGGCUAUCUUCCCUCCCCCCAAAAUCCAUCAGGGCAGGCUCCAGAUCAGAGCCUAAAGCCAUGGUUGCCCCACCCCGCCCCCAGUGUUGUGUGGAGGGCUGGAGUACAGCCCAGCUAGGAGUUGGGCAGGGCAAAGACAAGGAAGAAAUUUAAAGAGGUCCUGGGGGAAACUGAGUCCCAGAGCGGGGAAGCCAGCGGCCCAAGUCUCCCAUGCAGAGCCAGGUCAGGUCUGAGGCAGUGGGGAUCCUCACAGAUGAGGAGAGACCUGAUGAGGGGAGAGAGGGGCCCCAGGCCAAAGAGAAGGUGGGGCUCCUCCCUGGGCCUGCAUACCCAGCCCACCAACUGACCUUCCUCCACAGUUGCGCCCAUGGGGGGACCAUGAUUCAGCACGGAUUCUAGGUCGGCCAGAUAUACAACAGCCUCUUGGGCCAGAAAUGUGAUGGCCAAGAAGGGUGAGGACGGCACGGUGCUCUGUCCUAGGACCAGGCAAGACGUGGGGAAGAAGAAAGCGCCUUCUGUUGCUACCCGCCCACCCCGAGGAUAGGCCCCUGCCAGCCUGGCUGCUUUUGGAGGAACCCCUAUCUGGAGGUGGUGGGAAGGGUGUGAAAACACUAGGUUCAGCCCAGCUCUGCUUCUGACUUGCUGUUGGGCCCUGGCCAGGGCUUCUCUCUCCCGGCCUUGGGGCUCUCCUUUUCCCCUCUGUGUUAAAUAGGGCUGGCUCUCCAUCGUCCC
Lontra canadensis (Northern American river otter) is the source of this 2831-nucleotide messenger RNA. RefSeq names its product leucine rich repeat containing 75B (gene LRRC75B). The record is from RefSeq and is a predicted model, not a curated record. NCBI's taxonomy places the organism in Eukaryota, Metazoa, Chordata, Mammalia, Carnivora, Mustelidae.